GAGUGAAUGAAAGGGUAUUAUUUCCUACAGGUGAGGUCAUUAUUCACAACACUCCAUUUCUUUAGAUCCCCUUCAGACACUUGCAGUGUUUGACUAGAAGGUUACAUUCAGACAGAGGAAUAACCAGGAUACAUACAGGAUGCACAGGGUGUUAGUUCGAGAACUUGCCUUUGUUUCUCAGGCACUCAUGUGUCAAUACUUAGUAUUUGCAAAAAUAAAACUGCUGGAAAAAGUUAUGAGGGAUUCCAGGCCCUGUGAAAGGAAGUCAUUCUUCUGAAAGGAGAAUAGUACAGCGGCUGUUUGCGGAAUGAGUCACCACAGCCUCAAAGGUCGGCCACCAUGGCAAACACGGAUGGGUGGAGCUCGUGGAGGGAUACGGGGGAUGCUGGUGUAGGCAUGGGGGGGGGCGAGUGCACUGUGUUUCAGCGGGGCACACUAACUAACGGGGGACAGACACAGGCCCGCGGGAGUGAUGGCUCCCACCCAGCAUGGUGAUGAAAGGGCCUGAGGCCGAGCAGGUCAUGUGCCCAUGAACAUCGUGAGAAUGUAUUGCAUGUCCACGAGCUGUGGGAACAUGCAAACUCACCCCAAGCCUCAGCACAGGGAAGACAUCUUGGUCUGUUUUGUGUGUGUUUUCUUUCCGCUAGUUUUGGGUUAUGUCCUAAUCUGCCCCCAGCUGGGUGGGGUAGCUCUCACUUGAAUGUGAAACAGCAAGUUUCUUAGCGAAUGCCUCAGUGCCAUGCUGGACUGUUAAUGCACCUUUCAAGGGGUUUCUCCAACGAAGUCAUCAGCACGCCUGUGGUAUCCCCAUCCCACCGACCGUCAAGGUGAGACCGGGUGAACGUUUGCUCUUUAAGCGUAGGUGGGAAAGUCGAUGGGGUUGAAGAAGAGUCACCCUUUUGUGCGAUACACCAUGUCGAGGCGCCUGACUGGGGAGGAAUGCAGCGCAGUGAAAAAGAACACGCUCUAAAGUAGAGCCUUCCGGAAAAAGCCCUUCAAUUUCUGAGAUCACAUUGCAUGUAUCAACAGGCUUUUGUCACUCACGCUCUGUGCUCCUGUCUGCGUGCAUGCUCACCUCUCUCGACACGUGUUUGAAUACGAUUAAUCAAGCAUAUUGCCUUAAAGGUGUCCAUCUUUACAUUUAUUUGCAUAUAUUCCUGGCCGUGAAACUAUUGAGGCAUCCUGUGAUAUUGCUGCAUGACUGCCCUCAGACAAAAGCUUCACAUUCCAUAAACACUCACUCUCCUGGGCCUAUGUUCUGGUAUGUCCACACUGGAGAAGGCAGUGAUCUCCUUGGUGGAGCUCUUCCAGCACUAUGCCAGGAUGGAACCCAGCUACAGGCAGCUGAGCUGGGCAGAGUUCAAGGAACUGCUCCAGAUUAACUUCAGAGAGUUCUGCAUGUUUGUGGGAAUUCUGGCGAAAGGCUACUACCCCAUGAAAACAGGUAGAAGUCUGGAGAUACCCCGACAAACAGAGAAAUAA
This is a messenger RNA of Brienomyrus brachyistius, 1482 nucleotides long. It is a transcript of the gene s100w, whose product is annotated as S100 calcium binding protein W. The transcript is spliced from 2 exons. NCBI's taxonomy places the organism in Eukaryota, Metazoa, Chordata, Actinopteri, Osteoglossiformes, Mormyridae. Bases 1264 to 1482 code for a protein of 72 amino acids. The record is from RefSeq and is a predicted model, not a curated record.